UAGUACGUGCCGGGGCGGAAGGCGGAAGUGUAACCUCGUGGGGGGGGGUCUUAACCUGAGCUGGAGAAUGGCGAAAACCCAACUUGGGACCCCCAGAGUCCCGAAGACUGAGGGGACAGCUGCCCGGGACCCUCGGAGGCAGGAGGGGCAGCAGAAACGAGGGAAGCAACCUCUGACGCCGCAGCUUAUACAGGCGAGAAAAGAGAAGAAGAAAGUAGACUCUAAGCCCAAGAACUUAAAUGAUCAAGAGAUUCCUUUCCGACUUCAGGAAAUUAUGAAGAGUCGCCAAGAGAUGAAAAAACAUAUCAGCAAAAAGAAAAGAAAAGAAGCCCAGGUGGCAUUUAGGCAGAAGUUUGAGAAGGAAGCAAUGGGAUCCCUGUCAGAUGUUCCAGUUCCCAAAUUCAAGCAGGGAAAAAAGGAGUCAGAUAAAGCAUAUGUCCACCGUAUGGAACAAGAGACCCAGCAUGUGAUCUUCCUCAGUGAGAACCAGGUGGAACGGAAACCAGAAAAGGAAGAAGCAUCUCAGCAAAAGAAAGAGAAAUCUCAGCGGAAGAAAAGGUUCCAGCGACGCCGUUUGGAUAAAGUUAGACAGCAGAAAGAGGAAAAGGCAAUAGCAAGCCUGGAAAAAGAACUAUUCCAAGAUUCUGUGAAAUUUGGCGAGGUUGUCCUUCAGCCCCCAGAACUGACAGCAAAACCUAGGAAGAGCAUCAGCAGUGACAAUCUUGGCAAGAAAUCACUGUUGCUGACGAGCCUCCUGGCCACCAGCAGUGCCCCCCAGCCCUCAGCUGUCUCAUUGGCUCGACAACGGAUUGUGGCAGAAGAGAGAGAGCGUGUUGUGCAGGCCUACAGGGAGCUAAAGAAACUCAAGCAACAACAGCAGAUCUUUAGCCAAACUGAGAGGAAGCCAAAGAAACCAGCCUGAAAAAGAGGUCCAGGAAUCUGUGGGGCGUGACAUUGGUGUCCAGGAAUAAAGGGGAUGGCUCUUCUGGUAGGGGCAGAACUUACGCCUGCUUGGCCUCCCUUUUCCCCACUAGAAAAACUACGUCUUAGGAGAUAGGAAAUUAUAGGUAUCCCUUCUACAUUGACACUUUCCCCAUUUCAAAUUAAAAAAAAAAAAAAAAAAACUUUCUCCAUCACAGUUUUGACAUACCAAAGGUCGACAAAAGGAAUUUGGGGGGAGUUUUGCAAGUCACAGAUGACACAGUGAAGGCCAGCAAACAACACAGAAAAAAUUCAGAAAUGUGUAACAUACAUGUAUAAUAUUAUAUAAUAUCAACAUAUUGACCAAAUAUUUAACCCAGAUUUUAUAAUAAGGUACCACAAACACCCUAUAAAAGAAAAAGAAAAACUUUAGACUUCUUCUCUGAUACAAAGGGAGAGCCAAAAAACUUUAUGUGAAUUUUCCGGAUCACAGGGCACCAUAUACCUAACCCCCUCAAUGUGGAAGGGAUAAGUACUUCUUCAUGGAGUAAAGUGAUCUUAACAACACAGAUGCAAAACAUAGUAUCAGGGUGCAAACCUGCACCUUUUCUGGGGAUGGAAAGCUCAUAAGUGGUCCCUGGCUUCAUUUCCACAGUUUAUGCUAUGGCUUUGCCUACCUGGUACCAAGAGAACUGAUAGACUUCUGGUGCCAUAGCCCAAAGACAGAGCUUCACCUGCCGAGAUGUUUCCUGAUUAUUGCAGGUACUUCUCGAGUCUCACCUUAAAACACUGAUUAAGAUAGGGCUGAUUUGAUCCUGUAUUUUUGUAUCCUGUUGAUAUAUCGUGCCUGUGAAAGGUAAAAUACUGAGUGGCAGCCAAGUUUGGAUAUGGCCAUUUGUAUACCUACAACCUUGAACAGUAAAACUUGGCAACAUCA
Molecule: messenger RNA, 1858 nt
Organism: Gracilinanus agilis (Agile Gracile Mouse Opossum)
Lineage: Eukaryota; Metazoa; Chordata; Mammalia; Didelphimorphia; Didelphidae
Gene: CCDC137
Product: coiled-coil domain containing 137
Exons: 6
Coding region: 68-922 (284 amino acids)
Source: RefSeq, a predicted model, not a curated record